UGUCCUGCACCCUACUUUCCUGUCCUGGAUUACAGCCGCCUGCGCUCGCUCCCUCUGCUCCGUGUGAAGAUGUGUUCUCUGGGCUUUGCCAGGUCUCUUGGUUUUGCCCUCAUCCCUCUCGCCACCUGCUGCAUCGUGGCAAACGUCCUGCUCUUCUUUCCUGAUGGAAAGGUGAACUUCGUAUAUGAUGAGCAUGUGACCACAUAUGUCUGGUACUUUAUGGGAAUCGGAGGAGGUGGUUUGGUGAUGCUGAUACCGGCCUGCGUGUUUCUGGGAAUGGGGAAGUGUGCGGAUUCCUGCGGAACAGACAGCUGUGCGAUGUGUGGUUCAGUGUUUGCGGCUCUGCUGGGAUUAGCCGGCUCUGCAUACUGCUUCCUGAUCUCCGCUGUGGCGCUCUUGAAGGGGCCGUAUUGCUUCACUCUGUUGGGAUGGAUGUCUCCUUUUGAGGACGAUGGUGGAAGGUAUCUGUUUGCUCGAGAGAAGUGGUCCGAAUGCAUCCAGCCGGCACACAUUGUGGAGUGGAAUGUGACGCUGCUGUCCAUCCUGUUGGGUCUCAGCACCCUGGAGUUCCUCCUCUGUUUCCUGCAGUUCAUCAGCGGACUGGUUAAUGCAGUGUGUCGGCCGUGCUGCUACAAACAGGAGUACAGUCUAAAUGCUUGAGGACACUUGAGUGUUUCCCAGCUUGUGUCUGAAACAGGACUGCUCCUCUGCAGCAGAGCAGAUAGAUCUGCCAAUCACACACUUCUGAACAGCUGUACAUUGCUUUGGAUAAAAACACUAGGUCGUAGGUUUCAGCUGAAUGCAUCGGGACAUUUCUACAUCACUCCAGUCGAGUUUGUAUUAGCAGUGCAUGUUUUCUGUAUUGAACAGAAGUUUGUUUGUACACUGCUAAAAUAUAAAUGUAUUUUUGUAUGAGUUCUGAUCGUUUUGUACAGGAAAUUGUUUUCUAAAUAAUUUAAAUGUUGAGAGUAACAGAAGUACAGAUGAUGAAUGUUGUUUUAUAUACCUAUAAAAGCUGUUAUACGUUUUAAAUAUUCUCAUCAAUGAAUAAAUUGGUCUCGUUUUAGACUUU
Carassius carassius (crucian carp) is the source of this 1072-nucleotide messenger RNA. Its product is annotated as transmembrane 4 L6 family member 1-like. The transcript is spliced from 4 exons. The coding region runs from base 70 to 660 and encodes 196 amino acids. Gene Ontology annotation, cellular component: membrane. Lineage: Eukaryota; Metazoa; Chordata; Actinopteri; Cypriniformes; Cyprinidae. The record is from RefSeq and is a predicted model, not a curated record.